AUGGAUUGCUAUUCAUUAGAAUAUAAGAUUGCUUGUGGUAUAAAAAAUAUGCUAAAAAAAACUAUGUUAUCAUGCCUUAGCUUGCUAUACUCAUAAAGAUUGCCAGGAAUAAAAAAUUUAUGGGAAAAUUAAAUUAAUGGAGAAUUCUAAGUGACACCUUAAUCAUCUUGGGAGAUAUUACAGGAAUAGGAUUUUGAAGUAAUCCAAAAUUAAAGAUAGUGGCCUUUGGCUUAAAGGUGA
Molecule: messenger RNA, 240 nt
Organism: Paramecium octaurelia
Lineage: Eukaryota; Ciliophora; Oligohymenophorea; Peniculida; Parameciidae
Source: the annotation of a GenBank genome assembly